Melitaea cinxia (Glanville fritillary) is the source of this 3734-nucleotide messenger RNA. RefSeq lists its product as uncharacterized. NCBI's taxonomy places the organism in Eukaryota, Metazoa, Arthropoda, Insecta, Lepidoptera, Nymphalidae. The coding region runs from base 1 to 3642 and encodes 1213 amino acids. Gene Ontology annotation, biological process: signal transduction. The transcript has 13 exons. The record is from RefSeq and is a predicted model, not a curated record.
AUGGAGCGCCGCCGCCCCGCGCGCCUCGACCUCGCCGACCCCAUGACCAAGACCGUGCGCCGCCGGGACAAGCCGCGCGAGCGAUGGCUGCUCACGCGCAAGACAUGGAAGUAUAUGUCCGAUGCCGGCCGCCGGCUCAUCCCGGACGGGACGCAGAACCGUGCUGAGGACGUUCCUCGUAUCGAAGCGUACUUCCAGGAGGUCUGUCAGAGGGAACCGCGCUUUCUGCUGUGGAGGAAGAGUUCCUACCCUGGCGUGCUAGCGAAGCCACGCCGUAAAAAGAGAGCCCGCGGUGGCUCGGUUCGAGCUCGCUCGCCCUCCGAUGACAUACCAGCUCCACCCGUCAGACCCACCGAACUCUUUAUACCUCACACGUCGGGUGGUCGUUUUGACAUCGCGAAGCUUAGGCGUGACUUUUUCGCGGCACCACCGCCUUCCCCAACAUCCUCAGGAUUUCCGUCGACCAGUGCGACCUUUAAUAAUAGCAGUUUAAAUAAUUCAUCUUCUCGUCCAGUGCAUUCAGAAGAUGAUGAUGUAUUAUUAGUUGAUUUACUUCGUAAGUACCUGAAAAUAGAGGAUGAUAAAGGGCCGCCGCGGCUUUCCGAAUCCGAAGAGCUUUUACAGGCUUUGCGAAAUUAUCUUAAAAGGCAAUCAGAACGCAGGCCUACUGAUUCAGAUGGUGAUCCAGCGCAAAGAAUACUGCAUGAAAACCUUGGUAGAUAUUAUAACCGCACUUCAAAUAGAGACACUACAGUGCGUGAUUUACUAAAUGAUAGGAAUUUACUAAAAAAACUAUAUAAUGAUCUUCGUAAAACUAAACCAUAUCGAGGAGGUAGGAGUGGUGGUAUUUCGCCCGGAUUCGGGCCAGUGGGUUCAGCCGGUGGGUACAGUGCGUCAAAUUCGCGGGGCGCUUUUCGGAGUCGAGGAGUUGUUGGUUCAAAGUUUAAUGAUGAAGACUAUUUACAAACACCGCCGAUGUCACCUCCGCCUCUUAUUGAGGUAUUUGGUGAAUCGUUAGAAGAAAAACUUGUGGAUGCUGGUACGCAGACUCUUCCUAUCCCGGAAGAAGUGAUACAAGAUUUGGAACGGGCUUAUAAAGAAAAACUGGAGGCUGCAACAGUGCCCACCAGCCCGACAAGUCCACCGCCAGAAAGGCGGCCGAGACGGCGAUCAAGUGUCGAUCACGACGAUGUCUCACAGUCAGUCAGUGACACAAUUAAACGAUACUUAAGAAUGGCGCGAAAAAAGAGUGUAGACGCCGAAAAGACUGAUCGCUUUAAGCGUAUUAAUUACGACAAAAAUCUGCGGAAUAUUAAACCCCGUCAACCAGGAGACGUGGACGACGAUGGUCCUCACAAGGGCUGUCAAACAGACGAAGCAUGGAUAUUGACGUAUAGAGAUUUGCAAUUCGCGUCAGUGGCUUCGACGCCAACAUCGCCACCGUCACCAUCUCAGUCGCACUCGUUUUUGUCCACCUUAUUGGGUAGAAAUGCAACAACAGUGGCUCCCCCCACAGGUGGUAUGCAGAAGUCACGGUCUUCGAGCAGCGUGGUUCAGAGCGUCAGCAGGCGGCUGUGGCGCACCCGAAGCCGGUCUUCAAGUCGCGUCGCAGCCACCUGGACACCUCAGGGCAGUUGUUGCUGGGCAGACGGCAGUGGGCGGUGCGUGCGGCUGGCUGACACCUCGCUGUUGAACCUCACCGAGGUGGAGAGGAGGGCACUGCAGCAGGCGGCGCUGGCGAGAUUGCAGCAACUCAACCUUGGAACCACUAUCAAGAUACCUGAAGAUAAUACAACAGCAGUCGCGCCAAAGCCAAAGAGAAGAGCUUACUUGCUCAAAAGGAAAGCUCUCACCACUGGGUUCUUUGACCAAAGUCGUGCUAAAGACGCGGAUAAGGAGAAAGAGCCUGCGGGGAGCGUGUUUGGCGUGCCUCUAUCGCAAUGUGUGGAAACGGAGCGCGCGCUACGGAGGCAGCAUGGAGGCUCCAGAGCGUCCCUAGCGUCGCUGGGGGUUGAGAAGGGAGAUGAUAGUGAAUCCUGUGAUUCUGGAGAAUGGGGAUGGACGGGGAUAGAAGAAAGUGGCGGUGGGCCCAAAGUACCUGCGCUGGUGUCAGCUUGCUUAGCUCACCUGCGAAGACAUGGUCUUCGCACCCUUGGUCUCUUCCGAGUAUCUGCCUCUAAGAAGAGGGUUAGACAGCUACGUGAAGAGUGGGAGCGGGGUCAGGAGACAGCGCUUGACUCAGCGGUGUGUCCACACGACGUGGCUACUCUGCUUAAAGAAUUCCUUCGGGAUCUCCCCGAUCCUUUACUAUGCAGAGAUCUUUAUCCUGCAUUUUUACAGACACAAAAAAUCCGCAACCGUCGUCUCCAGUGGGAGGCUCUCAGGUUGAUAGUACAGUUAUUACCAGCGGCUCAUCGGGACACCCUCAACGCUCUGCUCUCCUUCCUGUCCCAACUUGCAGGACACGCGGAAGAUGACCAGCAGCCGGGGAACAAGAUGGACGCCGCCAAUCUCGCCACGAUAUUCGCUCCGAAUAUCUUGCAUAGGAAUAAACCCAAUGAAACUGCCAGCGCGGAGCAGCUGUCGGAGCGCGCGGACGUGAUUAACGUGGUGCGGCAGCUGGUGGAGCGGCAGGCGGAGCUGUGGACGCUGCCCGCCGAGCUGCUGCACGAGGCCUACAUCCACCUGGCGCACAGCGCGCCCGCCGUGCUGGACUCGCUGCUGCUGCGGAGGGUCGAGUCUGCACCAGAAUGCGUGACCUCUACGCCAGAAGGCACGAAGCGUUUGUGGUCGCGAGAAAGUUUCCUCCACGCCGCUGCCAAUACUGCAGCACCAGCUUCCAGAGGGGAGAGGGGUCGCCGCUCGAGAGCCGCGUCUGAUACAUCAUCCGCUUCUCUUGCUUCCCUCAUGCUUCUUACCAGAGUGCGCAGUAGUGAAGAUAGAGCGAGCAGUGGCAUCGUCAGCUCUCCGCCGAGAGACUCCGCGCCAGAUUCUAACGACUCAGCCAGUGACUAUAAUGAGACGGGCAACGUGUCGGAGGACGAGUGCGUGAUCACGGCGUCGCUGCACAUCCCGGCGGUGCGCGCGCGGCGGCGCUCGGCGUCGGGCUCGUCGUCGUCCGCCAAGCGCGACUCGGCGGUGGGCUCGUCCGCCUCGCCCGCCUCGCUCGCCUCGCCCUCGCCCGCCUCCAGCGCCUCGCCGCCCGCCUCGCCGCCGCCGCGCCCCGCGCGCCACGCCGACCUCGAGCGCCUCGUCGCCUUCGGCAGAGAGCGAAACACGUCAGAUGCCAGAGCGGUCGUUGUGAGACAACACGAUGAAACGACGGUUUCGAGGACUGCUCGCGUGUCUUCUAGACAAGAACAGGUCCUUAGAAGAGAAGAAGUAGUCAGAAGAGACGACUAUAACGUCAGAAGAGACGACCAUAACGCCAGAAGAGAAGACCAUGCCGUCAGAAGAGAUGACCACAAUGCCAGAAGAGAAGAACAUGUCAUCAGAAGAGAUGACCAUAAUUUAAGAAGAGAUGACCAAAAUGCGAGAAGAUCGACAGAAGACCAUGCCAUUAGAAAAGAUGAGAGGAAGGAAGGAAUAACACUAUACAAAAGAGGCGAACUCAUAUCGAGUGCCCGGUCGCCGCCCGCGUGACAAAUUGUAUACCUGCUUUUAUACAUAAACGUAUAUUUAUCAUGUCGUGUUUUAUUUAUAUAUUUAGUGAAAUAAAGUAUUUUUUACGACUA